Molecule: messenger RNA, 725 nt
Organism: Drosophila takahashii
Lineage: Eukaryota; Metazoa; Arthropoda; Insecta; Diptera; Drosophilidae
Product: protein DPCD
Source: RefSeq, a predicted model, not a curated record
UCAAUUCCCCCAAUAUAAGAUACUCAAUCCCCCGAGAUGUCCUACCAGAACUGGCUGAACUACCUGCAAUCGGCGGAGAAGAACUCGAUGAUCAGCGGUCGCGCACGCAAGGUGCUCUAUAAAUUCCCGGAUGGCCGGCAAAUGGCCGAGGAAUACAACAUGGAGACGGGAAUUGUGCAGCGGAGGGCCUGGAAAUCCAAGAGCAACAAGAUAAUGGGCGAAUCCGAGUGGGAAAUCGAGCUGGGCGAGGAGCCGCGUCAGCUGAAUUGGCAGGGCAACAAAUCCCAGGGAUCUGGCGAGGAUGCGGACUCCAUUUCUGGCGGGGAUUUCACCCUGCGCGAGAGCAAUUCGGCUCCUUUGCUAACCAAAAGGAUCACCAAGAAGAACAUCGAGUGGCGCAUCCGCAACAUGCCCUACCCUUUGAAUAUCUAUAAUAUAACCGCCGAUCCCGAAAAGCGGGCCAUCAUAGUGCGCACCUCGAACAAGAAGUACUACAAGGUCAUCCCCGUUCCGGAUUUGGAUCGCUGUGGGGUGAAGCCAUCGCAGGAAAGCCUCUCCGUGCAUCACCAGUUUAAUACGCUGAUUAUCACCUACCAAAAGCCAGCCAUUCUGUGCGAAAUGGAGGCCCAGGUCCUGCUGCUACUCAAAAAUGUCGAAACCGAAACGGACAUGGACGACCUGCUAAAGGGUCUGAUGGGGAAAUAAAUGACCUAGAUUGUAGUACA